UGAGGGAAGCCAGGAGUGAUGGCCAGAGAGGAGGAGGCCGCGGGGGUCCACGUGGAGGGGGCCGUGGUCGUGGACGUGGACGUGGGUUUAACCAAGACUUUGCUGCUGAUGAGAAUGCUUUUGGCAGCAAUAAUGGAUUCUCUGGGAGGUACAGUGCUCCAGAAAAUGGAGAAUCAGGAAAGGUCUCUGAAAGGAGAGGUGGAUACGGUGGAUCUCGUGGGGGCUUUUAUGGAGGUCGUCGUGGUGGUUUCAAUAAUGGGGAUGCUGCAGAUGGAGAAAUUGAACGCCCAAGGAAAGUGUUCGAUCGACGAAGUGGCACUGGCCGUGGGAAUGAGUAUAUUAAACGGGAGGGCUCUGGUCGUGGGAAUUGGGGAACUACUGCAGAUGAUAUUGCACCGGAGACUGAAGUACCUGUUGUUGAUGGUGAGAAGAUUGUCGAGGCUGAGAAACAAACUGGGCAGGAAGAUGCUGGAGAUAACAACAAGGAUUCUACUGCUGCUGAGCCAGAAGAGAAGGAACCUGAGGAGAAGGAGAUGACCCUCGAGGAGUAUGAGAAGGUAAUGGAGGAGAAGAGGAAGGCUUUGGUGGCUCUAAAGCAGGAGGAAAGAAAGGUUAAUUUGGACAAAGAACUUCAAUCUAUGCAACUUCUCUCAAACAAGAAGAAUGAUGAUGAGAUUUUCAUCAAAUUGGGUGCUGAGAAAGAUAAGAAAAAGGAGGCAGUGGAAAAAGCCAAAAAGACUCAAACCAUAAACGAGUUUCUGAAGCCUGCUGAGGGAGA
This is a messenger RNA of Solanum lycopersicum (tomato), 778 nucleotides long. The record is from RefSeq and is a predicted model, not a curated record. Lineage: Eukaryota; Viridiplantae; Streptophyta; Magnoliopsida; Solanales; Solanaceae.